ACUUGUCGGCAAAGGGGAAAUUUUGCAAGUCAUGGUGGGCCAUGCAACGAGUGGGCUAUGAAAACUUUAGGGUAAUCUACUGAAACAAGUUGCUUUUUCAAUUAAGUAAUCAUUGGAAAUGGCCAGUGACCAGCGUCAAGGCAUUUAGAGCUUUUUUAAUCAGUAAAGUCUUCAUACUAGAAUCAUCUAAAGCCCGCCUCCGAAACGCUCCCAUUGGCAGAGGUGUGAGUAACAAGCGCGUCCGGGGUUUCGAGAUUGGAGAAGCUCCGAGGAGUGCUUGAAGCCUAAAUGGUGGAACUAAGUGUCUUUUUAACAGAAUAGACAUUUGCCGAGGACAGGGGAGCCGUCAUUAUUUUUUUCUUCAUUUUUGUCUCCCUUUUGUAUCAAGCCAAUGUCUGUGUGAAAAGAGACCAAUAUUUUUCUGUUUUAUUUACAUUUUUACUAAUUUUAUGUAUUAUACAAAACACAGACUACAAGUGUUCCGGCCUGACCCUUGUUUGUGUUUAGAUUUUUGUUUUUGUUUUUUUUUAACUUUCAUUUUUGUUUCCUUUGCAAAGAAAUGCUUUACCUGAAAAAGUACUUCACAGAGGGUCUGAUUCAGUUCACUAUCCUCUUGAGUCUCAUCGGGGUGCGGGUGGACGUGGACUCCUACUUAAACAGUCAGCUUCCCCCACUACGUGAAAUUAUCCUGGGCCCUAGCUCAGCCUACACCCAGACCCAGUUCCACAACCUCCGUAACACCCUGGACGGCUAUGGAAUCCAUCCAAAAAGUGUGGACCUGGACCAUUUCUUUGCCAUUCGUCAGCUGCUGAACCAGGUGCAUUCUCUGGAUCACCUGCGUGUGCCUACUACUGAGCUGAGUGCUUGGCUGGUGCACCGUGACCCUGAGACUGUGGUGUCUGCAACCAGUCAGUCCAGUCCCAGCAUUGCCCUGGACAAUGGGGGCAGCCUGGAGGACGUGAACAACCCCGAAGCCUCUGCCAUGAGAGGGGCCGGCAGUGCUUCUGAGACGACCUACAGCCUUAGUGGAGAGGACAGUUUGGGUGCUGUGGCCCCUGAGAUCAGCCAGGAACAAGAGGACAGAGAGGGCAGUGAUGAUCUUUCUAAAGAGGACAUAGACCUUAUAGAUAUUCUUUGGAGGCAGGAUAUUGACCUCGGGGCUGGACGGGAAGUGUUUAACUACAGCAGCAGACAGAAGGAUGGUGAGGCAGAGAAACCCAGUGAGGAGAAUGAGGAGGCAAGUGCACAAGAGGAAGACUGGAGAAAUGGCAUUAAUCUACAGGAAGGUCAGAGCCUGACUCUUGUGGAUGGGGAGACUGGAGAGAGCAUACCUGAGCAGCUAUCCAGCCUUGGAGCACAGACCUCAAUGUCACUGCAAGAAUGCUUGAGGCUUCUGGAGGCCACAUUCCCUUUUGGAAAUGAAUCAGAGUUCCAGACUACAGAUUCAACCCCUCAGCUGAGAGGUCCAAUUGAAGAUGUUCCUUCAACAUCUCAGGGGCUUCCCCUGACAGCCCCUCCACCCCAAUCUGAUGCUCCUCUGGAUCUAGAACAGCAAUGGCAAGACAUUAUGGCUAUCAUGGAAUUGCAGGACAUGGAGGUGAAUAAUACAACAGAAAACACCAUUAUUAACAAUAACCAGAAUAACACUGGUGCUAAUACCACUGAAUCAGGCACAAUGGCAAGUUUUGGUCUUCCACGAUCCGGUCUCAUCAACCAGGAUGUGAGCCUCCACCAGGCUUCCCUCCCAAGCUGCAGCCAAGACGUCCCUGCCCUUUUCAACCCAGAUCUAGAUCCCUCUGUGGGGCAGCGGUCUGCCUUGCUUAGGCUCGCCUCCAGCAAUUCGUCUAACAUCAACUCAACAUUUGGAGUCACUAACCUUACAGGGCUCUUCCUCCCACCCCUCCUGAACAGUACAAGCAACCUCACCUCCGUCUCUGUAUUGCCUGACCCAUUCACCAGCCUGCUGGAGGAGUCUAUGUUGGAUGAAAUCAGUCUUCUUGACCUGGCCAUGGAAGAAGGAUUCAGCCAGGCCCAGGCCUCUCAACUGGAAGAUGAGCUUGAUUCAGACUCGGGCCUUUCUUUGGACUCUGGCCACAGCCCAGUGUCUCCCAGCAAUUCUGAGACAUCCUGUUCCUCAACUGCCUCCUCGUCUUCCACCUCUGCCACUUUUUCAGAGGAGGGGGCGGUGGGCUACAGCACCGAUUCUGAAGCAGCAGCGGCUGAAGCCGAGGAGGGAGCUGUUGGAGGCUACCAGCCAGAGUACAGCAAGCUGUGCCGCAUGAGCUACCAAGAUCCCUCUCAUUUCCAUGGCUUGCUACAGAUGGAGAGUGUUAAUCACAACCACACGUACAAUCUGCCACUAGCAUCGUCCUACCCUGAGCAUUCUCAGCUGCUAGGACCCUGCGCUAAAAAGGAGAGAGACAAGCAACUGCAGCAAGCGAAGCUCCAGCCACCAAGAGAUUUCAUCGACAAGCAGUCGAGUCGUGACGAGCGCCGGGCCAGGGCCAUGAAGAUCCCGUUUUCCAAUGACAAAAUUGUGAACUUGCCUGUUGAGGAGUUCAACGAGCUCCUGUCCAAGCACCAUCUCAGCGAGGCCCAACUGUCCCUCAUCCGUGACAUCCGCAGGAGGGGCAAAAACAAGAUGGCGGCACAGAACUGCCGCAAGCGAAAGCUGGACACCAUCAUCAACCUGGAGCAAGGUGUGCAAGACCUGCGGCGUGACAAGGCCCGGCUGCUGAAGGAGAAGAUGGAGUUCCUGCGCUCCAUCAGACAGAUGAAGCAGAAGGUACAGAGCCUUUAUCAGGAAGUCCUCAGCCAGCUACGAGAUGAAGAAGGCAGACCGUACCCUGCAGGCGAGUACUCCCUGCAGUACGGCACUGACGGCAGCAUCCUCAUCAUGCCUCGGAGUAUGACUGCAGAGCAAGGCCGCAAGCCUGACAAAAAACAGAAGGACAAAAAGAAGUGAGAAGCUCGAUCUGCUUCUGUCUUAAGUUGCAAAGGCCCUACCACCAAUAAAAAGAAAAAAACAAAAGAUUUUUAAAGGGUGGAAGAAAAAUGUCCUUUUUUUCUUUGAGAAGAUUCUAGCAAAGAAAAGAAAAUUGCACUCUCAGUUAGUGUUCCUGCAUUAGGUUUUCUUCCUUUUUCUUUCUUUGGUUCAGAAGUUUUCUCCAGAAAACAAGUUUGAAGCAGAAGUGCUUUUUAAAGUGCUGAUUAUUCAUUCUUUUACUUGGAGUAUGAACAGAAUGAACAAAGAAUAGGAUUGGGUGAACUGGUAGAGUCUAAAAUGAGUGAAGGAGGCAAAGUGCCACUAUCGAGGACACUGACAAAUUCCUAAUCUGGAUGGACUUUAAUUUCAACCAAGGUCCUGAAAAGAAAAUUAAAUACAGGCUUGUGAAUCAUCACCUUGGAAAGGCUGUUGGAAUCUUUCCUAUUGGCCUGUGGUGUGCUAGCACACCCUGCUGGCAAUCCUGUGUUGCCAAAGAAGAAUGCACUUCUUUCUGAAGAUGGUGAAAAAGAGAUUGUAAGUGUAGAACAAGAGCGUCUGAGGUGCCGAGAAACCAAAGGUGGAAAGAAGCAUGCCAAUACUAACCAAAGGUUGUGUUGUGCAUUUCUGUUGUUCACAAUUCCGUCAUGAUCACUUGGUGUACCUUAACCAAUGUGUUGCAUACACAUACACAAAAGUAAGCAAACAAAAAUUUCAUUGGAUAUUUAUAAACAAAACCCAGCAGGGUUUCUAUGGAUGUUACAUGCCAACAGCCAUGGAACUAUGAAAGUGGAACAAUCCAAGUGGUAAAGAAUGAGUGUGAAUUUAUCCUUAAGACUAGAAGGAAAGUGUGAGAUACAGAUUAUUGAGCAAGGAUGCACACUGCAUUACAUAAAAAUCAGCUUCAAUGCUGGAAAUCAACUCUGUAGCUUAGCUAUAAGCUCUGUCUUUACCAGUCCUUCCUUGUCUGCAGGCUUGAGGGUGAAGAUGCCCUCCGUUCUUUUCAUGGUCACCUCCCAUGUGCAUAAACCUUUGAAUAAGAUGCGUGGUAUGUAGGUCUGAAUUCUAUCAAGAGUGUUACGUUGCUUACCACAACUGGGUAAUGGCCAUCCUGCAAAAAAUGUUUUAAAAAAAAGACAAAACUGUACAGAGUUAAGCAGAACUUCAACUUGAGUUGUCUCUUUAGUUAAUUUCUGGCUCAUUACCAGGUUAGUGUUGCUAAGGUAACCAGAGCUAGCUACAAAACUUUCUGUUACUGUGAUUAAUUUUACAGUUUUUUAGAUGCUCUUUUUGUUUGAUUAUGAUAAGGACCAUGAUCAAGAUACUCAUACUCUGAAGCAUAGUUAGAAGGAUUAGCUCACAUAAUUUAGAGCACGGUUCUGUAUUAUCUGCGUCAAAUAAUUUGGACUGAUGUCAUGUAAAUGUGUGAAGUGAACCUCUGUCACUUUUUGUAAGCAUUUGUUUUCUUUUACAUAUGUAAUGUCACCUUUUAACUAAUUCAGAACACUACCAUUUUUCCUGUUUAGUUCUUGGGGUCACCUGGAGAGCUAAAAGCUGCUUAUCAGGUAACACAAUUGAACUGGAUCAUGUGUAAAUGCAUAAAAAAUUCUAGAACUAUCCGAGACUUGCAUAAUUGUGAAUUAUAAUCUCUUUACAUGGGGAGGCUUCAGCACCUAAUAAGAAUGCUUAUUGCUCCAUCAAAUAUGUACAUCUCCAUAGUUCAUUCCCUCCUACUGGUUCCCACUGCUCACAUUUACACUGUCCACAUAUAGCCAUGCAGCCCUCUCCAUGUCUGGUUUGAUGCAAAGUGCAAUACGCAGAGGAAAAAUGUCACUUAUUCACUAAAACUUGACAAGAAAGAAACAACUUUAAGAUAAAUAGGUUUUGACUAGAUAAAAUCAAAACAAAAUGCAUUAUUUAAAUAAAAUUAUCAGGCAUGGAAAUCGUGCUUAAACUAUUUAGGUCACAGCUAUGUAUUUCAAAUUCCUGGUCUUGUGCUAUCACUACUAGUAGUCAGGCACUGUUUUGUUUUUUUUUUUGUUUUUGUUUGUCUUGUUUUGUAAAUAUGUUAAUUGUAUUGAUUUAAAAAAUAUUUUGUCCUGUUUGAGCUCCUACACUUGCUUUGAAGUUCUUUUUCUUUUAGUUUUCUUUGAAAGAUUUGCUGGCAAUCUGGAAUUGUUCCCUUUGUUAAUUAAUAAACUUUUUUAUUUUCAACAGUGA
Messenger RNA from Electrophorus electricus (electric eel), 5203 nucleotides. RefSeq names its product nfe2 like bZIP transcription factor 1b (gene nfe2l1b). The record is from RefSeq and is a predicted model, not a curated record. Gene Ontology annotation, molecular function: RNA polymerase II cis-regulatory region sequence-specific DNA binding; DNA-binding transcription factor activity, RNA polymerase II-specific. Gene Ontology annotation, cellular component: nucleus. NCBI's taxonomy places the organism in Eukaryota, Metazoa, Chordata, Actinopteri, Gymnotiformes, Gymnotidae. Gene Ontology annotation, biological process: regulation of transcription by RNA polymerase II.